UCGUGAUCACAGCACAGGCGCAGUGUCGUGGUGGGCCAUCAGCCGAGAAACAUCAAUGGAUAGUCAUAGCAUAAGAUGGCAGACUGCGAGUCGGAAGUGCAGCAGCCUCGAACGCCAGUGACCAACUUUGACGGAAUGAAUACAACGUCAGUGACGAUGGUCAAUAAUGGCCGUGUGCCUCAUCAGCACUCUACAGUAAACACCUCGGACCCAAUUGGACAGGGACCAAGGUGCGUCACAAUUUACAAGACUGAAACCGGGUUUGGGUUCAACGUACGCGGCCAGGUCAGCGAGGGUGGACAACUCAGGAGCAUCAACGGGGAACUUUAUGCACCACUUCAACAUGUCAGUGCUGUUUUGGCCCAAGGUGCUGCUGAAAAGGCCGGUGUUCGUAAGGGCGAUCGCAUUCUCGAAGUGAACAAUGUUAACGUUGAGGGUGCAACUCACAAGCAGGUAGUAGACCUGAUAAAGUCUGGAGGCGACGUUUUGACCUUAACUGUGAUCUCAGUAACACCACAGGAAGCAGAGAGAUUGGAACCAUGCGAGGAUAUAAGUUAUGCUUCGGUUGACUACAGUGAGAAAAGAUCUUUACCAAUUAGUGUACCGGAUUACCAUGUUCGCGAAAGAAAACAUGAGCGGUAUGUCGUUUUUAAUGUUCACAUGGCAGGACGUCAUUUGUGCUCUCGUCGUUAUCGGGAAUUUGCCGCACUCCAUAUGGCCUUGAAGAAGGAAUUUAUUGGGUUCAACUUCCCAAAAUUACCCGGAAAAUGGCCUUUUCAAUUAAGCGAACAACAAUUAGAUGCAAGAAGACGAGGAUUGGAACAGUAUUUAGAAAAAGUUUGUGCAGUUAGGGUCAUUGCUGAAAGUGAUGCAAUGCAGGAAUUUCUUACGGAUAGAUUAGAAGAGGAUGGCGAUCAAGGACCGGCAGUGGAUUUAAAAAUUUUACUUCCUGAUCGUGAAGUUGUCACCGUUACUGUUGCUAAAGCUUCACCUGUAAAAGAUGUUUACGAUGCUGUUUGUUGCCGAGUUGGAUUAGACGCAGAGACUGCAAAAUACUUUUAUCUUUUCGAAAUCGUUGAAUAUAAUUUCGAGAGAAAAUUACAACCACAUGAACAUCCACACACUUUGUAUAUUCAAAAUUAUUCAACGGCAAGUGCAACUUGUCUAUGUAUAAGAAGAUGGCUCUUCAAUAUUUCGAGACCCCUCAGCGAACAAGCUUUGACGUGGAUAUUUUGGCAAACUGUCGACGAAGUUAAUAGGGGACAUAUUUCUGCAGGCGAGAGACUCUAUCAACUUAAAGCUUUGCAAGAUGCUUCUAGAAAACAUGAGUAUCUGAAAUUAGCUCGUGAAUUAAGUGGCUAUGGUGAUAUCGUUUUUCCUCAUUGUGCUUGUGAUUCGAGAAAAGAGGGUCACGUAGUUGCGGCAGUUGGAACUGCGUCAUUUAAAUUGCACGCAGCAAAAGAAGACGGCACCUUAGAAUCGCAAGUGGUCGAAUUUCAAUGGAAUACCAUUACUCGAUGGGAAACCGAUGAGGAGGGAAUGGCUUUUUGCUUCCAAUAUACAAGGUCCGAUAAUCGUCCACCUCGUUGGCUCAAAGUCUUCACACCCUAUUUUACGUUCCUGGCAGAUUGUUUUGAUCGAAUAUCUGAGGAGGGAAAAUGGGAUGAUUCGGGCGAAUGACGAAAUGCAAAAAAAUAAGUAUAUGUUUCUUAAUAUUUCUUUAUUUGCAAAUUCCUCAUAUGUGUGCAUUGUGUUUGCAUACAAUUAUACCGAUACUCUUCAAUAUAUACAGUAUAAUUUUACAUUUAUUAUCGACUCAAAGAUCUGAGGCAAGAAUAUAAUUGUUAGAAAAAUUAUAAAUAGCAGUUAUAAUAUUAUAGAAACUUUUAUCAAUAUUGAGAUUAAAGUUUUCAUGAAUUUUCAAAUUAUAAACCAGUUGAACAUCGCAAAAAAUAUUAUUUUAAUAUGAAUGCGUUAGUUAAAUUUUUCGUUAUAGAUGCACUUUAUUUUAAUAUAUAAUUAUUAUUAUUAUUAUUAUUAUUAUUAUAAAUAUGCAAAGCAGUCUUUCGUUCCCGAAAAAAUAAUAAUUAUUAUAAUGGGAAAACAAUUUAAAGUAUUCUAUACGUAAAAGAAAAAAAAGGCACAAUAAAUACAUAGUCGCCUAUUAUAAUCAUAAUUCACUUGGCCUACUAAAAAAAAAAAAACCGUAAAUUAAUUUCUUCUUUCUUAAAGCAAUAAGAAAAUGAAGGUAUUUCCUUGUUAGCAUUUUUUCACAUAUAUUUUUUAGAAACGAUAAAAAGAAUUACCUAUUAUUAUUUACAUAGGUGAGCCAUGAAUCAUUCUGCUAUCCAACUUAAAUAUUUAUUAUCUUUUGUUUUCAAUUUAUAUUUAAUAAUUUAUUUUAAUUUCAUUUGUUAACCUUUGUCAUUUUCUUACUAAUUUUGUAACUCAUCAUAGAUGAAUUUUUUUUUUCAAGUAGUGUACAAAUUAAUUUAUAUACAAUAUUGUUACUUAACGAUUUUUCCGUAUGUAUACAUAUAUAUUUAUAUGUAAAAAUUGAAUCAAAUCUAAAGGAGAUAAUUUAAAAUAAAAUAAAUAAUUUUAUAAUUGUGCCAUAUAAGACUGUUAAUAUUUAUCAACGAAAUAUUACAAUUUCUUUUUAAAUAACAUUCUGUCAAUAUUACUAAAAAGUGAAACUAAAAAUAAAAUUUUUUCCUUUUUGGUUAAUAAGUGCCAUGAUCAAAAAAUUUCUUUUAACUCAAUUAUUUUUUAAAACUUAAAAUACAAAGUCAGUUUUAUUAAAUUUUGUAAAAAAAACAGUUCGGACAGCAGAAUGAUAAAAAUUUGGUAUUAGUAUUUUAUUAUACUGUUUAUUAUAUAUUUCACAAAUAUAUAAAUACACAGUACUAGCAAAAAAAAAAAAAAAAAAAUUGCCUGCUCAUAAUUAUUACGAUAAUUACUUAGGUCCUCUUAAUUAAAAAGAAGAUAUAUUGUCCAAAUUUUUUUUUAAAUUAUAAAUUAUUUUGAAAUAUUAAAUUGAUUUUAUUUAUAUUAAUUGACUGAAAAUUAUUUAAAAUUUAUAUAAUUUUAUUAAAUAAAUCGAUUAUUAAAAUCGUUAAAUAAAACUCUUAUUUACUAAAUUCUUAUAUAUAUAUAUAUAUAUAUAUAUAUAUAUAUAUAUAUAAAGAGAUUUGAGAAAAAGAAGUUAUAUGAAAAAAUAAAUUUUAUUGAAUUUAUUUAAAAAAAAAAAAAAAAAUGGGAAAAUAUUCUCAAUUUGAAAAUAAUGCUAUUUGUAUCUUAUUUGUGGUAGGAAGACUUAAAUAAUAGUAAUAAAAAAAUUAUAUAUAUCUAUAUUCUAAAAAAAAAAGAAAUAAUAAUUUUGUUUGUGUACAAAAUUAUUUUCAUUGAGAAGAGAAUUAAUACUCACUUUAUUAUGUAAAAAUAAUAAGACAGGUACUGAUAAUAAUGAAUCUUUACCGUAAAAGUAUACAAUCGCAAAAUAGCGAUUUGCAUUAGGUAGAACUUAGAAGAUUCUAGGACGAGUGUUAUUUUAAGACAAGUUUAUAUUAUUUCAUUCACUUUAACUUUUCAUGAAAAAGAAUCAAUUUAUAGAGUACAAUAAAUGUUUUUGUUUUUAAAUUUUUAAAUAAACAUUUUCCAAUUAUCUGUUUUUUUUUUAUAAUCUCAUCCAUUGUACUUUUGGAAAGAUAUAAUCAAUAUAGGGAAAGUCAUUUAUUUGUAAGAAAUUAAACACACGUAACCUUUUUUUUUUAAGCAAUUUUAUCAAAUAUUUUUUUAUUCUCACUUGGUUACGUUACAUUAUUUCAAUUUUAUCUUUCACAAAAUAUGAAAACGAGAAAAAUGAUUGUUAACAGUACACGAAUUUAAUAAAUUGUAUGGUAAAAUUUUAAUAUGGAACUUCGCAAAACAUUGAAAUGAUCAAUGACAAAUUACUUUGUCUUCUGAAAAUAUAUUUAAAUUAUUUUAUCAACAUUCCCGAUUAAUUGUUAAUGAAGAUAGAAUUUAUUUUUGAUGUUUAUUGUACGUUAAAAAUAGAAGUAAAUUUCUAACUUUUUUGAAGUUUUAACAAAAAAAAAAAAAUUAUGAAAAGUAUAUUUAUAAGUGUUCGUCAGUGUUUAUUUGAAACAGGGAAAAAAUAAAUAAAUUCCAUUUAAGAAAGUGGAAAAAAAAAAUAAAGCGGAAACAAUAAUUACAAAAUAUAAUACCGCGAUAUUUAUAUAACAAUCGAGAAUUUACAAUCAUUAAAAUAUUUCAUUAUUAUAAUUUUAGGAAAUAUUUGUUGACUUUCUUAGUUACAUUAUCUUCAGAUAUUUUAAAAAACGUUUUAUAAUUUUUAUUUUUGAUUAAUAUAUCUAUUUAUUAAUUUUUUUUUUCUCAUAAAACGAUUAUUUCAAAUUAUUAAUAUUAACAAUCAUUUUCAAAAAAUAAUGAUUAAUAUAAAUAAUGGAAGAAAAAAAAUAAAUUAUUUAUUAAAAGUUCUAAGAGAACUAGUUUGUUGAAUGUUACUUGUUUUCUGAAAAUUUUGAAACUAAUAAAGUCACUGAAAAAUUUAUUCAUUGAAACAAAAAGAAAAAAUUAUUAUAGAAAUUACACUUGAAAUGUUUUAAUGUUAAUUUACGUGAAUAAUACUAUGUAAUUGUAUGGAUCUUUGAAUCCGGAGAAAUUGAUAAUGUAAAUAGUCAGAUAAAUAUGAAUUUAUUGCAUAAUAAAUAAUUAUAUAUAAAGAGUUUAGGUAGUGAUAUAAAAAAUAAUUUUUCGUGUUAUGUGUAAACGUCUUUACUGGAAUUAUUUUUGUUUCGAAAGAAAAUUGUAAAUAUGAAAAAGUGAUAAUAAAAAAAAAAACCCGUAUUCAUUGCGAACAAUAUCGAUAUUGAAAAAAAAAAUUGUAUUAUACAAAUGAAACACUGAAUUUUUUCUCAUUCCAGUGAAAUUGCAAUUUAACUCAUUCUUGUAUAAGAUUUUCAAAAAUCAAGCAGUACAAAAAAGAAAAAAUUAAACGAAAAGUGUUUUCAUUUUUUCAAUGAUAAUAUUAAAAUAUUAAAAAUCCAUAGAUAAAAGUAAUGAGCGAUGAUUUUCAAACGAAUUUUUCGCUGAAAAUGUUAAUUAUAUAUUUAUUGAAACAUAUCGAAUUUUUCUUCAUUAUAAAUCGUCGCUCCUGUAAUUGUUAAUAAAAAAUUUAUAUAAGAUAUUUUAGAAAUGUGCUAAUAUUAAUUUAUUAAUAUUUAAUUGGAAAAAUAAAAUACGUUUCAAAUUUUGAAAAAUUUGAAUUUUAACAAAUUGACGAACAAAAAUAUACGAUUUCGAUAUAUAAAAUUAAAUUUAAAUUCAAUAUAUUAGCACAUAUCUAGUAUUUAAGGCAAUAAUUAUAAUAAUUUUUAUUAGACAUUUUCGAAUCAAUAUAAUAUUGAAAUAAACUGUUAAAUGUUAUUAUUGUUUUAAAAAACAAAUUUGUCGAAAUUAAAAAAUUCUCAAUACCAAAUUUUUAUUGGACGAUUUUUUUUUUUUUAAAGUCUAUUACUUUUAUUUUCUAUAAAGUUUUGAAAAACUACACUUACACUGAACAAAAAAAAAAUUUAUUUAUAUUAAAUAAUUAUUAUUUGAGUCAAAUUUAUGGUAUUUGUUUCAAAUACACAAAUAUUUGGAUCAAGUAUACAGUUUAUUUAAUUUAAUUAUUUGGUUCAAGUAAAUAUUUAUUUGAUAAUAGUUAAGUGACCGAUUUAUUAAAAAGAGACACGAUUCAAAUAAUUUUGUUCACUGAAUAUAAUAGAUUUUUAUUACUGGAUUUAAAUAGUAAUUAAAGAUAAUAUUAAUUAAUGAUAAGUGCAAUCUAAAAUUAAUAUAAUUGAUCCACUUUAUUUGAUGAGAGACAAUGAGAAUAAGAGUAAUUAUAUGUAUAAGAAUAUUUGAUUUUUCCGACAAUUUAUUGUUUUGAAAUAUCAAGAAUCUGUCCGUAUUUUUUUUUUCUUUUAGAUUAUUAUUUUUUCUGUGAUUUAUCUCGUUCUGGAAGUAGGACCUGAUAAUUCGAUUAUUUAGUCGUCAAUCGGUCAUAAUUAACUUUUAAGGACGAGUAGCUUGUAAUUUAAUUAUCGUUGUAUCAAGAUCAUAUCAUUACAGUUAAAUAUUUAGGCGUUAAAUAGUAAUUAAUUAACAUUCAAUUAUAUAUAUAUAAAUAUUUAGACGUAGAUUACCAAUUUCAAGUUGUCAAUCAAUUUAUUAAUUAAAAAAAUAGUUUUUUUUUUUUUGCUGAACAGAUAUAUAUUAUAUAUAUAUAUUAUAAACUUUCAUCUAAGAAAAUUGUUCGUGUCCUUAUCGAUUGAUUGUUUUAGCGAACAAAGUGAGAAAUUAAAAGUAAACAAAUCCAAAAA
Molecule: messenger RNA, 6386 nt
Organism: Leptopilina boulardi
Lineage: Eukaryota; Metazoa; Arthropoda; Insecta; Hymenoptera; Figitidae
Gene: Snx27
Product: sorting nexin-27
Exons: 7
Coding region: 76-1680 (534 amino acids)
Biological process (GO): signal transduction; intracellular protein transport
Cellular component (GO): early endosome
Molecular function (GO): protein binding; phosphatidylinositol-3-phosphate binding
Source: RefSeq, a predicted model, not a curated record